Propithecus coquereli (Coquerel's sifaka) is the source of this 2222-nucleotide messenger RNA. It is a transcript of the gene VAMP3, whose product is annotated as vesicle-associated membrane protein 3. The transcript is spliced from 5 exons. Gene Ontology annotation, molecular function: syntaxin-1 binding; SNAP receptor activity. Gene Ontology annotation, biological process: vesicle-mediated transport; vesicle fusion; SNARE complex assembly. Gene Ontology annotation, cellular component: SNARE complex; plasma membrane. The record is from RefSeq and is a predicted model, not a curated record. Bases 76 to 390 code for a protein of 104 amino acids. Lineage: Eukaryota; Metazoa; Chordata; Mammalia; Primates; Indriidae.
GCGCCGUCCCGCCCUGUUCCCUGCCUCGGUCCCCGCUACGCAGCUCUGCGGACUCUCGCAGCCGUCGUCGCCAAAAUGUCUGCGGGUGCACUUGCAGAUUCAAGUGCUGCCGCUGGCAGUAGUCGAAGACUUCAGCAGACUCAAAAUCAAGUAGAUGAGGUGGUGGACAUAAUGAGAGUUAACGUGGAUAAGGUGUUAGAAAGAGACCAGAAGCUCUCCGAGUUAGAUGACCGUGCAGAUGCACUGCAGGCAGGAGCUUCUCAGUUUGAAACAAGUGCUGCCAAGUUGAAGAGAAAAUAUUGGUGGAAGAAUUGCAAGAUGUGGGCAAUAGGGAUUAGUGUUCUGAUUAUCAUCAUCAUCAUCAUCAUCGUGUGGAGUGUCUCUUCAUGAAGAACCAGUGAAACUCAAGCCUGCUGUUCAAGAAACCUCUUCAAGACUUUUGACUUAGAACCUGCUAUAUUAUCAAGCUUACCUACUGUUUUAUCUAAAAUGUUUAUUUUUUGUUAGUUAAUGUAAAGUUCAAUUUCUAGGAAAUGUGCCUUUGUUUUUUAAUACACACUCCACAUUAGAAGUAUGGCCAGCCCUAUCCACAUUUUGCACAGUGCCUUUACAGAUUUACAUAGGGGCUGAUGAAGAGGACUUCUUAAGUUCCAGAGUACUAUAAUCUAGAUGUAAUGUUGUCACUAAUUAAAUGCUGUUGAUCCCAGUUAAGGGAAUUUGUGCCAAGUUAGUUAUCCUUGUCAUACUGCAUUGUCUUCAGAACCACAUUUUAAACCCCUGGGUAAUUAGAUUUCCAACUUGUGCCUUCCAGAAAGAACACUACUGCCUAACAGAAAGAACACUACUACCUAACGCAAAUCUGUGACAGUAAUAGGCUGUGCCCUAUUUUGAUAUUUUUCUGAUUCCCUUUAAGAGAAUCCUCUAUGUUUUUGUAAGCACUACUGACUUUUUUGCUAUACUUAAAAUAAGAUGCUGGUAAAGAGUUUCUGCUCUUACAUUAGAUAUGAAGAUGUUUAUUUUCUUGUUGUUUUGUAUCACUUGCUAAAAAUACUAUUGUAAUCAGAAACAAUAACCCUUUUAAAAAGUUUUUUAGAGCUAUGGCUAUGACCAAAGUUUCAAUUUUGCCAAAAAGUUAAAUACUGAUGAAAUAUCGUUAAGUCUGUUCACAACAGAUAAAUUCAGAAAAGUGCCAAGUGGAACUGAAGGUGCCUUUCAAAAUUAAAAUUGUAAUAUUGUGUGUGUACUUUCUACAUCUUGACAGAUCUUUCUUGCCUUUCAAAUGUUGUAGAUGAUGCAACUCCCCUUCUGAGUCAUCAUUUUUCAUGAGGGGAUAGAGAACGUUUGAGCUAGACUCUGACUGCCUCAGAGCUACAGACAAAGAGUUUUACCCAGCAGUUUGCAGAUUAUCAGCUGUAGACGCCAACGUGUUUCUAGUAAUUAUGCGAGCAACGGUUUUGUGCCUUCAAGUAAGAUCGUCUGUGAACUUGAUCGUUAUCUGGCCCAGUCCUCAUAGACUAUAGCUUUUUGGAAUUUGUUUCCUAUUUUUACUCAUAUUCUACGUCCUAAAUCAGUCUUGUAAAUUAUGCUUGCAAUUAGGCAUUGGUCAGGGGAGGAUGACUCUUUUCACAGAGAAUAGCUAACCAGAGACAUUUUCUUCCUUCAAUGUCAUAAACUGUCCGCACAGGAUGCUGCUUUGGAAAUAGGUGUCAUCUGAGAGAGUUUGUCUACAUGAGACUUUCAGCAUCAGGGUAUGUGGCGUAAAGAUGGGAGCUAAGGUAUGAAUGAAAACAGGCAAGGAGGCACUGAGGGACAAACACAGACUUGAUUGCUCUGUGGCCCACUGUCAGUAGAAAGUUCUAAAAUUCUUGUUCCCAUGCUAUUACAAAGCAGCAACAGCUUAGGUGCACCGGGACACAGGUUCUAUUUGUCUAGUCUCUGUUCCCCUGACAUCACUGAAAUGAUGGAAUGUUGAAGACGUGCCUUGCAGUAUGCCCAGCUGUGAGGAGAAAGCAGCUGUCAGUGUUGGGACAUUAGCCCACCCUCAGCACAGGGUCUCUGACCAAGUCUAACUCUGAAACCUUGGUGCUCUCUCCUUGGCCUCAGUGCUCAGUCCCAUGUAACCCACUGGCUCCUGCAUUAACCCAGGAAUACCUCGCUUACAUCUGCAUUUAGCUGGGAACUUGCCCACUGUAAUGACCUGAAUAAAAUGUUUAUAAAUAUGA